UACCAGCAAAUAUUUGGCUUGACUUGCUUGUCGUGAUUUAGUAACAUGUUUGUAUAAAUACUUAUCUUUCAUAGUUACAUAAAUAAGAAUGGGUUUGUUAACAAUAUUGAAGAAAAUGAAGCAGAAAGAAAGAGAGAUGAGAUUGCUGAUGCUUGGUUUAGACAAUGCUGGUAAAACUACCAUUUUAAAAAAGUUUAAUGGCGAAGAUAUCGACACAAUUUCACCGACAUUGGGAUUUAAUAUAAAGACUUUAGAACAUAAUGGCUUUAAAUUAAAUAUUUGGGAUGUGGGCGGACAGAAGUCUUUACGUUCUUACUGGAGAAAUUAUUUCGAGUGUACAGAUGGCUUGAUUUGGGUUGUCGACAGUGCAGACAAAUGGCGGUUAGAAGAUUGCAAAAAAGAAUUAAAAUCUUUAUUAAAAGAAGAGAGGUUAGCAGGUGCGACGUUGUUAGUAUUUGCCAACAAACAAGAUUUACCAGGUGCUUUAAAUGCUGAAGAAAUCAAGGAGGUAUUAGAACUGGACAGCAUUAAAUCGCAUCACUGGCAAAUACUCGGUUGCAGUGCUGUUACUGGUUUGAAGUUACUCGAUGGAGUUGAUUGGUUGAUAGCUGAUAUAGCUUCUAGGAUAUUUACAAUGGAUUAGGUCAGAAAACUCUAAGAUGCUAUUUAAUUUGACUAACAUAAAAUCAUGUGAUGGAAUAGAUUGUUUUACCCAAAA
This is a messenger RNA of Hydractinia symbiolongicarpus, 718 nucleotides long. RefSeq names its product ADP-ribosylation factor-like protein 2. The transcript has 5 exons. Gene Ontology annotation, molecular function: GTPase activity; GTP binding. Gene Ontology annotation, cellular component: microtubule cytoskeleton; cytoplasm. Gene Ontology annotation, biological process: protein folding. Bases 89 to 643 code for a protein of 184 amino acids. NCBI's taxonomy places the organism in Eukaryota, Metazoa, Cnidaria, Hydrozoa, Anthoathecata, Hydractiniidae. The record is from RefSeq and is a predicted model, not a curated record.